Molecule: messenger RNA, 1395 nt
Organism: Acomys russatus (golden spiny mouse)
Lineage: Eukaryota; Metazoa; Chordata; Mammalia; Rodentia; Muridae
Product: PRAME family member 12-like
Exons: 3
Coding region: 1-1395 (464 amino acids)
Biological process (GO): positive regulation of cell population proliferation; negative regulation of apoptotic process; negative regulation of cell differentiation
Cellular component (GO): cytoplasm
Source: RefSeq, a predicted model, not a curated record
AUGACCGUGUACAUGCCAUCCACGCUCCUGACCCUGGCCGUGCGAAGCGUACUCAGAGAUGAGGCCAUGGCCAUCUCAGCUCUGCAGGAGCUGCCCAUGGAGCUCUUCCCACCGCUGUUCAAGGAUGCCUUCAUUCAGAAACAGGCUAACGUCCUGAGAGCAAUUCUGCAGGCCUGGCCCUUCCCCUGUCUCCCACUGGGGGGUCUGAUGAGGAUGCUGGAGAUACCCCACCUGGAGCGCCUGCAAAUCAUACUGCAUGGGAUUGACACACUGCUUGCCCAGAAAAGCCACCCCGGGAGUUACAAACUGCGAGUCCUGGAUUUGCGGCCUUUGCACAUGGACUUCUGGGAUAUAUGGGCUGGAGAGGCCUGCUACCCAGAGGGCAAGAGUAAGAGAAGACCACAAAAGGGAGGUCCGAUGGUGGCCAAGCAGACCUUGAAGGUGUUUGUCGACCUGUGCCUCAAGCCUACUCCUUUGAAUCCAUGCCUCUCCUACGUUUGCCUGUGGGUGGCAGGGAGGAAAGAUGUGCUGUCCCUGGGCUGCAGGCGACUGAAGAUCACCACAGUAGACAUCCAGAACAUCGUGACGGUCAUGGAAAUGCUGGACCUGGACUACAUGGAGGAAAUGGAAGUGUGCUGCUCCUGGAAGCUGUCCACCCUGGCUGCGUUCGCUCCGUACAUGGGCCAAAUGCAAAAUCUUCGCAAGUUUCUUCUCUCUCACAUCUGUGUGCCUGCCUCCAUUUCCCCUGAGGAGGAGGAGCAGCUGGUCAGCCAGUUCACCUCUCAGUUUCUCAAACUGCGCUACCUCCAGGUGAUCUCCCUGGAUUCUGUCUCCUUCCUCCAAGGUCAAAUGGACCAGAUGUUCAGGUACCUGGAGGGUCCCCUGAAAACCCUCUUUAUCACUGACUCCCAGCUCUUGGAUUCAGACUUGAAGUCCCUGGCCCAGUGUCCAGGCGUACAACUCAAACACCUGAACCUGAGUGGCAUCACGCUGACCAAUAUAAGUCCCGACCACCUCCGAGUCCUGCUAGAGAGAUCUGCAGACACCCUGAAGACCCUGGACUUGGAGAACUGUAUGAUUUUGGACUCCCAGCUCGAGACCCUCUUGCCUGCCCUGAGUCAGUGCUUCCAGCCCACCACGUUCAACUACUUAAGGAAUCCCGUCUCCGUGGCGGUCCUGGAGCGCCUGCUGAGCCACACCGCCAAGCUGAGCUGCUUAACCCUGGAGAUGUACUCCACCCCCUGGGAGGUCUACGGUGUCGACGGCGCUUCCCACUACAAGAGGCUGGAAGAGCUUCGCGAGGAGCUGAGCCAACCGGCGAUGCCACCAGAGAACACCAAGACGGUGUGGUUUAGCAUCAUUCCCUGUCCACCUUAUGAAGACCAGGCCAUUUGA